Molecule: messenger RNA, 645 nt
Organism: Zea mays
Lineage: Eukaryota; Viridiplantae; Streptophyta; Magnoliopsida; Poales; Poaceae
Exons: 2
Coding region: 74-490 (138 amino acids)
Source: RefSeq, marked validated
GCUCGCUCUGCAGCCUCUGCUCUUCCUCGUUGGCAAUAGCCCAAGGCCCCAAGACGGCAGCACAGCACGCACGAUGAAGCCAUCCUGUGCAGCACUUGUUUCAGGCCUUCUUCUUCUUCUAGCCACUUUUGCAGCUGGCGCAGGUGCCGCCUCUUCAUCUUCUCCUCCGUCGUCUUCCCUCGGCAAGCAUCCAGCAGAGCUGGUCCUUCUUGGUCGCAAAGGCCGAGAACUUGGCCAGCUGUCGUCAUCAUCAGCAUACCGUUAUUACCAGCACCAGAGCAAGCAGACGCAGCAACCUGAGGAAGCGGUGGCUAUGGAGGUGAAGCAGCCCGAGGAGGAGGAGGAGGAGAAGGCAAAGCUGCGGUGGACAGCGGGUCAGGGCGCGGACGCCGAGGCUGGGCUGAUCUACAGCGCGGACUACAGCGGCGUGGCCAUGCAUGCUGGCUCUCCGCCGACGACGAAGCCGAAGCACAGGCACCCCAGACCGUAGGACGUUUUUUUUUCUCCUUUCCUGGUUGUGUUCGUCAGUCUAUGCCAGCCUUGUCCUUGUGUUGUCGACUUGCUGUGUAGUUUGUACCGUUGGAUUGUACAAGCAGCGCUGCCGGCCGUCUCUGUAAAUAAGCUAGGCCUUGCUUCUGUUGCUCU